Solanum dulcamara is the source of this 1321-nucleotide messenger RNA. RefSeq names its product photosynthetic NDH subunit of subcomplex B 3, chloroplastic-like. Gene Ontology annotation, cellular component: ribosome; large ribosomal subunit. The record is from RefSeq and is a predicted model, not a curated record. Gene Ontology annotation, biological process: translation. The transcript is spliced from 9 exons. NCBI's taxonomy places the organism in Eukaryota, Viridiplantae, Streptophyta, Magnoliopsida, Solanales, Solanaceae. Bases 70 to 1137 code for a protein of 355 amino acids. Gene Ontology annotation, molecular function: structural constituent of ribosome; iron-sulfur cluster binding; large ribosomal subunit rRNA binding.
UGCCGAGUGUUAUCCACUUCUCCCUUGUUCCGAUUUCUUCUCCUCCUCCUCCUAUCAGAAAAGAAAAAAAUGGCGUCUUUAUCGACUUGUAAACAUCCAGGGAAACUAUUCUCCUCGUUUUCACCUUUAUCCAUUAAGUUGUCUUCGCUCCAACGCGUCUCCGUUCAGUUCAUUUACACCCACAACCACACUUGUUCCCUUCCUUCUAUUCCAAGGCCUCUCACUGUCAUUUCCAUGGCCCCCCCUAAGCCUGGUGGUGGUAAAGCCAAGAAAGUCACUGGUAUUAUAAAGUUGGCUCUGGAGGCAGGGAAGGCAACCCCUGCUCCACCUGUGGGGCCGGCCUUGGGUUCCAAAGGUGUUAACAUUAUGGCGUUCUGUAAGGAUUACAAUGCCAGAACUGCUGACAAAGCUGGAUAUGUCAUUCCUGUCGAAAUCACCGUCUAUGAUGAUAGAAGCUUCACUUUUAUCUUGAAGACACCACCUGCUUCUGUUUUGCUGCUCAAGGCUGCAGAUGGUUGGGCAAAAAGGGAGAAAGAAAAAAAAAAUGAAAUAUACUGGUAUGGGGGCUUAGCCGCUUCCACCAUAUCACAAUCAUCGUCGUGUAUUUCCAAGGUUCAUAAGAGCCGCCUGCGUUUCAACCGAACAAAAGUCAGAGCAGUUGAAAGUAGUGAGAGAUCGAGAGAAGCAGUACCACAUGGCGAGGAAGAGGCUUAUGUGAAAUUUGCCUUUGUCAGCUCGGUAUUGCUACCAGAUGGAACACCAGAUGUGCAGCUAAGGAAAGCAUGUGGUGGCCAAAAACUUAGAGACAUAAUGCUCGAUGCUAAUGUCGAGUUGUAUGGACCUUAUGCAAGACCUUUGCUCAAUUGUGGGGGAGGAGGAACUUGUGCGACAUGUUUGGUUGAGGUGGUUGAAGGAAAGGAGUUACUGAACCCUCGUACGGACAAGGAGAAUGAAAAUUUAAAGCGGCAUCCAAAGAAUUGGAGGCUUGCUUGUCAGGCAAUAGUUGGUAAACCUGAUUCUAGAGGCAUGAUGACCAUUCAGCAACUUCCGGAAUGGAAAGCACACGAGUGGAAUUAUAGAGGAUUAUCGCCUAAUGAAGAAGAAGAAGCAGCAUCAAUUUCAUCAUCUUCAGCCUGAGCUUUUAUCUUUACAGAGCAAAUUUAUAUAUAUGUGAUGUCACAAUAACCUGCUCUUGGUUUUUGAGUCCAUUUAUAUAUAUAUAUAUAUAUCAGAUUCAUAUAUUCUUCUCUUUGCUAAAAAUAAAAUAAAAGACUCCGAAUGGGAAGAAUAGUUGAAUAUGCCAUCAAAAGAAUUGUCCCAA